Messenger RNA from Myxocyprinus asiaticus (Chinese sucker), 1247 nucleotides. Its product is annotated as proteasome subunit beta type-9-like. The transcript has 6 exons. Gene Ontology annotation, cellular component: proteasome core complex. Bases 361 to 1014 code for a protein of 217 amino acids. Lineage: Eukaryota; Metazoa; Chordata; Actinopteri; Cypriniformes; Catostomidae. The record is from RefSeq and is a predicted model, not a curated record. Gene Ontology annotation, molecular function: threonine-type endopeptidase activity.
AAAAAUUCACAUGCAUUGGCAUUACUGCGAAAGGGCCACAUUUAAAUUAAUAGAACUAUAGAAUGGAUCAGACUUUUUGAUAAGGUAGCUGAAAUGGCAACACUUUAAUAUAGGCUUAGAGUGAGAACAAUGAAAUGUUACAUUUGUUUCACUUUCUGUAAUACUCAGAAAAUGGAGGAAUAAUGUAGGGGCCUCAAAUACUGCAGACCAGACAGUACGAGGCCAAAUCAAAUGGUUCUCGUAAGCGAUUGAAUUAAAUUGCACAUACUAGCAAGCGCUUCAUUUGAGGUGCGCUAUCGAGUCUCUUUUGGUGUCAAGCGCAGACAGGUUCGCACAGGUAGUCGUGUCUAUCUAUUCAACAUGGAGGAAGCGUUUGCAGAACCAGGAUGGCUAUCUGAGGAAGUCAAAACCGGGACGACCAUCAUCGCUGUUACCUUUGACGGUGGAGUUGUUCUUGGCUCUGAUUCGCGUGUGUCUGCGGGGGAGUCAGUGGUGAAUCGGGUGAUGAACAAACUCUCUCCCCUCCAUGAUAAGAUCUACUGUGCUUUGUCUGGAUCAGCAGCUGAUGCUCAAACCAUUGCUGAGAUAGUCAACUACCAACUGGAUGUGCACAGUAUUGAGGUGGAAGAUGACCCACUGGUAUGCUCUGCUGCUACUCUGGUGAAGAAUAUUUCAUACAAAUACAAAGAGGAACUAUCAGCACAUCUUAUUGUUGCAGGGUGGGACAGGAAAGGAGGAGGACAGGUGUAUGUGACACUUAAUGGUUUGCUGUCGAGGCAGCCUUUUGCUAUUGGUGGCUCUGGGAGUUUUUACAUUAAUGGCUUUGUGGAUGCAGAGUACCGGAAAAACAUGACAAAGAGAGAAAGCCAAGAGUUUGUCGUAAAUGCACUGACUCUAGCAAUGGGUCGAGAUGGCUCAAGUGGAGGUGUUGCCUAUGUUGCCACCAUUGACCAAGAUGGAACAGAAGAGAAAUGUGUCUUAGGAAAUGAACUACCCAAAUUUUUUGAUGAGUAAAAUAAAAGACAUUGUUGUUAAAUAAAAGAUGUUGCAUGUUAACAUACCAACGUUAUACUUUAUAUAGCAAGACAACAGCAUAUUCAAAUUGUGAAAAUUUGAUUGUAUCAGUUGUGCACAUACACAUACAAACACACAUACCCCUACGUGAACUGCUAUAUUCACUUUCACACAGCUUUAUAAUAAUUAAUAGAAAUAUUAGAGUUGUUUAACUGCCACACAAAACACUAUUU